Messenger RNA from Oryza sativa Japonica Group (Japanese rice), 447 nucleotides. Its product is annotated as histone H3.3. Gene Ontology annotation, molecular function: DNA binding; structural constituent of chromatin; protein heterodimerization activity. The record is from RefSeq and is a predicted model, not a curated record. Lineage: Eukaryota; Viridiplantae; Streptophyta; Magnoliopsida; Poales; Poaceae. Gene Ontology annotation, cellular component: nucleosome; nucleus.
CUAUUGUAUAUAGCCAACGUGUGAAUAAUGUUCUUGAUGGCUCGUACUAAGCAGAUUGUUCGCAAGUCCACGGGAGGAAAGGCGCCUAGAAAGCAACUCGUCGCUGCCGCCGCUCGUAAGUCUGCUCCGUGCAUUGGAGGAGUUAAGAAGCCACACCGAUACCGUCCUGGGACCGUAGCCCUUAGGGAGAUCCGAAAGUAUCAGAAGAACACAGAGCUGCUGAUAAGGAAGCUGCCGUUCCAGAGGCUCGUCAGGGAGAUCGCACAGCUCUUCAAGCACGACAUGAGGUUCCAGAGCCACGCGGUGCUGGCACUGCAGGAGGCGGCGGAGGCGUACCUGGUGGGUCUGUUCGAGGACACCAACCUCUGCGCCAUCCACUCCAAGCGCGUCACCAUCAUGUCCAAGGACGUUCAGCUUGCCAGGAGGAUUCGUGGCGAGAGGCUCUAA